AUGAAUCAAUUUCUGCCGAUGUUAGAGUUCGAGACGCGACGUUCUUUAAAGAGGACCUUUACGAGACCUGAAGGACUCUCCAAACAUAUCCGAAAGACUUCCGGUGCCAUAAUUCUGCAAAUCUCACAUGGGUACGUGACUCAAGAAGAGAAUGACCCAUUCGUGGAGCUGGCGGAACGAACAGUGAACCAGUUUUCUCUUGCAGUGGCCUCGGGCAGUUUCUUAGCCAAUAUUAUUCCAAUCUUAACCCACAUCCCAGAUUGGUUUCCGGGGGCGGGAUUCAAACGGACCGCUCGAGAGUGGGCUUCAACCCUAAACGAAUUGGCGGCUGGAACGGCUCGUCAUUCCCUGACCUCCAGCCAUCUUGAAAAGGACGUGACUGCCGAAGAAGAGUACGAUAUCAAAUGGCUUGCAGCAUCUCUAUAUGCCGGUGGGGCUGAUACUACUGUUGCAGCUAUUUACGUCUUCUUCAAAGCAAUGCUUCUGUAUCCUGAGAUUCAGGCCAAAGCACAAGCAGAGAUCGACGCGGUGAUUGGGGAUGACAGGCUACCACGAUUCGAUGACAGGGAGCGCCUCCCGUAUGUCAAUGCACUAGCGCUCGAGGUCUCCCGAUGGCAUACCGUUGCACCUGCAGGCCUUCCUCAUUGCGUUACUGAGGAUGAUGUUCAAUUCGGUUAUUUUAUACCCAAGGGUUCCAUGGUCUAUGCGAACAUCUGGAAAAUGCUUCAUGAUCCUGCGGUAUAUGAUCAACCAUUCGAAUUCAAGCCGGAGAGAUUUAUUCGAACAGAAAGCAAGGAGCCAGAAUUUGAUCCUCAUAAAGUGGCGUUUGGAUUUGGACGGCGCAUUUGCCCAGGUAGAGUCUUAGCUGACGCCUCCAUAUUUAUUUCAUGUGCUAUGGUGUUAUCGGUCUUCACCAUUUCGAAAUACUCUGAAAAUGGUGUUGUAUUCGAACUGGACACAGAGCAUACCGCAGGUGCUGUCAGCCAUCCGACGCCGUUCAAGUGUGCAAUCAAAGUUAGGAGCGAGAAGGCUUUAGGACUUAUCAACGAAGAAAGAGUUGAUUGAGGAAUGAACGUCGUUGAUGUAAUCACAUCUCCGUCAAUUGAAG
Molecule: messenger RNA, 1108 nt
Organism: Desarmillaria tabescens
Lineage: Eukaryota; Fungi; Basidiomycota; Agaricomycetes; Agaricales; Physalacriaceae
Product: cytochrome P450
Exons: 11
Coding region: 1-1065 (354 amino acids)
Molecular function (GO): heme binding; oxidoreductase activity, acting on paired donors, with incorporation or reduction of molecular oxygen; iron ion binding
Source: RefSeq, a predicted model, not a curated record